UGUUUUCCGGAAAGCCGGGAAGAGGAGCGGAAAGAACUAUUAUUCGUUUGGCGGGUGGUAGAUUGAGAAGCGGACCGUCCCGACGGCGGGAAUCUUGAAGUGAUGUUCAAGUGAUCUUGAGGAAAGGAAGCAGACCACUGUCGCAGGCUGGGUUCGAGCGCAUCGUCCACCGCUACGCAGGUGGAGCCAAGGCGGCCAUCGCCGUCUUCUCUUCCUACACCAGCUCCGCCUCUAGACAGCGACCAGCGACAGAGGCGAGGUCGAGUCGAGAAAAGAGAACGAGAGAGAGAGACAGAGAGAGAGAAUAAGAGAGAGAGAGAGAGAGAGAGAGAGAGGAGAGAGAGAGAGAGGCAUCAAUAACAAUGGUGAGGGUGUGGAGGGUUGUGGAGUUCGUCACGGCGGCUCUGCCAACUCGCAAGCCGUUGCUUUUGGUGAUGUUCAUUCUGCUGUCUGCUGCGAUGGGACAAGGUCAAGAGGCGCCGGCACCGGCGGCGCCGGAGACUGCUCGGAUCAAGUCGUUCACUUACGCCGGGUCUGGCUGUCCGCCUGGAUCAGCGGUAGGAUCCAUAUCUGAAGACGGCGAAGUGCUCACCCUCAAGUUUAGCAACUUCAGCGUUUCCACGUCCAGCACACCGCUGCGGAAGAACUGCGACGUGGCGAUCAACUUGCAGUACCCCGCCGGCUGGUCCUACAGCCUAGCAUCCGUCGUCCUUCGGGGAUAUGCCAACCUCGAUGCAGGGGUGAAGGGUGUGCACAAGGUGAGCAAUUACGUCCAGGGACAGCAAAGCACGGGCUAUUUCACCGGCUACCUCGAGGGCCCGUACAAUGACAACUACCAGCACAACGGCGACCUGGAGCCGGUUGUCUUCAGCGAGUGCCACAAAGUCAGAGACAUCAACAUCAAUACCGAGGUGCGAGUCGACAACUCCGCGAAUCCGACGGGAAGUGGCAUCUUGGACGUUGACACGAAGGACGUGCUCUUCAAGUUCGAGAUUCAAUGGAAGCUAUGCAGCGAGGGACUGCGGUGAAUGAGAGAGCAGCAAACUAGCGCGAGUGCUUCCUCCGAGGAAAACGGACCCUCAUCGUGAUCGUAUGGGACCGGAAAGGCAGCUUGUACACAUUCAUGAUGAUGGUGCGUUAUGCUCGGGGGAAGACGGUAGCACUGCUACAGAACUGACAGAGUAGAUCGGGUAUGCAACAUAAAGCCGAUGAUGUUUCCAUUCACGUAGUAGAUGCAGAUCUUUUGCGUAGGCUCAAGACUGACUAUGAUGAGAUCCAGUAAGCUUGAGUGUGCCGAGUUUCAUCAUGCUGAGCGUUUCUCUCCUUUCUUAGUACGUUCCGCGCCCACAGUCGUUUUUGAGGUGUCGGCGAAUCACACCACUUCGCGUCGGGCUCGUGUUGCUGCACUUCCAAGCCUAGUAAUAGGCAUUUGAGUACCGAGGAAGAGAGCCCGAGUCGGUAGUUCGUGAUAUCUCUGGUCCGAAGUUACAUAGAGAGGUCGACUACUACUGACGUGCUGGGAGAGUAGAUCGGUUGGCAACCUGCCGAUAAAUCUUUCCUCUCGCCUACGGAGGAAGGUGUAUCUUGUCGCUUUCUUCAUCUUAGUAGUAGAGAUGCAGUCCGCCUGAAACCGCAGAGUGUAACGUGAGUUCGUUCGACCGAAUAGAACAUGGGGUAGUGGAAAUCGUAUCGACAGCGUUUUUUUUUCUGGCGAGAUGCUUGUGAACCAGCUCUGUGUCCGAUGCAGGUAAGAUAAGGCAAGUUAACGACUAGCGAGUAGAGGUAAACCUGCCCGGGGUAAGGAGCUCGGGUGGGCGAAAGCUGUUUUGCUCAAUUUUGGAGUCUGCUUGACCCUUUGGCGGGACCUACUGCGGUUGUAUAAUAUGAGGUCCAUACUGCGAAUCAUGCUGCAGUUCUCACUGGAGUUUUGUGCCUUUGGUAUGACUGCGAAGACUGGCGGUGCUAUGACGGUUGGAAUCGAUGUACUGCGUUUCACACUCUGGUUCCUACGCCGGUUGCCCUCCGUGUGACUGUCCAGGCAGAAAGCGCUGCGACUGCGACUGAUUUAAUCUGCAUGGGAUAAUUUAAUCGCAAGUGAGAUGGCACGCGGAGAGGUAGAUAGAACAAGGGCGUGCUUGGUCGGGUCGUUCCAUAGGCCGACCAACAGACCGGUGCUGUAGGAUCUGCUGGCCAUGGCCUGAAACACUUGUUUUCUGAAAAAAAUCGAUGGACGUCGUCGAGGACAUGUAUGUGACGAAGACAUCUUCGACCGACAUCCUGUAGGACGGCUUGCACACUUGCUACUCUCACAGUCAGAAAUGAGAUGUCCAUGGUAUGCGGUCAGCCUGGGUCAGGGAGCUGAUCGGUACACAGGGCUGCCUACUUCGCUAGAAUGCACCACUGUU
Chara braunii is the source of this 2405-nucleotide messenger RNA. Lineage: Eukaryota; Viridiplantae; Streptophyta; Charophyceae; Charales; Characeae. The record is from the annotation of a GenBank genome assembly.